AUGUGGAAAUCCACCCUCCCAACUACCCUGAUCGCCGACCUCCCAUUUCUACAGACCGGCCGCUGUCUAAGCUGCCAAUUCCGCAACCCAGCGAGAGUCGCCCAGCUCCGAGCCAAACCCUUCUCCCCGCGCCACUAUGCUAGUAUAGCCGAGGAGCCCAGCAAAUCAGCUGCCCCAACCGUUGUGAAGCGGAAUACAAAGACUGAGACUCAAUCUCUGGCAAGGCAACGCCUGACCAGCUCCAUCGAAUUCCAACAAAACCAAAAGGAUGGCCCUCAGCCCGGCGACGCAGACUUCGCUCCCCCGAGACUGGAUCGACCCAUUGGAAGUCCCACGCCACCGUUAGAGGGCCAAAAUACAGGAGUUGACACGCGCUCCAUGGCCCAGCGUCGCGACGACUUCACCAACUAUGACCGGCACAUCAAGCGGCGCAAGGAAUUGACAAAACAAGUCGCCAAACCCUAUUUCCGGGAAUGGUCCAACCUCCGCCACCACGAAGGCAAGACCUUCAUCUCAAACCCACGACUCUUCAAAGCCGACAGAUCACUCUACUUCCCAAACAUGCACGGGAUAACCCUCGCAACGCCCAAGGACGCUCAAAACACAACCACCCAGCUGCGCGGCAGCAUCUCAGUCGUGAACCUGUUUUCCAGCGUCUGGGCCGAGGGCCAGGUCGCGACAUUCACAGGCCCACAGCAGAACCCAGGCCUUGUGGAGGCACUUGCUAGUGGCGGGAAACAUGUGCAGAGGAUUGAUAUUAACCUCGAAGAGAACCGCAUGAAGGCGUGGUUGGUUAAAACAUUCAUGUGGCGCAUGCGGCAGAAGUUGCCGAAGGAGCAGCAUUCGCGGUAUUUCUUGGUGCAGAAGGGGUUUGACCAGGCGCUUAAGGAGACUGUUGGUAUGAUGAACUCUAAGGUUGGGUAUGUUUAUCUCGUUGAUGAAGAGUGUCGGAUUCGCUGGGCGGGGAGUGGGCCGGCGGAUGCGGAGGAAUUGGAGGGGCUCAAUGCUGGCGUUCGGAAACUUAUUGAGGAGAAGAAGGCUCUUUCUGGAGGGCCGGGCUCGACUCGUAAGAAUUGA
Messenger RNA from Penicillium canescens, 1077 nucleotides. Its product is annotated as mitochondrial ATPase complex subunit ATP10. The transcript has 2 exons. Gene Ontology annotation, cellular component: mitochondrial inner membrane. Bases 1 to 1077 code for a protein of 358 amino acids. Gene Ontology annotation, biological process: mitochondrial proton-transporting ATP synthase complex assembly. The record is from RefSeq and is a predicted model, not a curated record. Lineage: Eukaryota; Fungi; Ascomycota; Eurotiomycetes; Eurotiales; Aspergillaceae.